AUGUCUGGCGAAUCUGUCGAACAAGCCGCAAGCAACAAUGAAUUUAGUCUAAAGGGACCAAAAGGUCCCAAGCUUCCUCUCACUCCAUAUUUGUUUUAUGGCGUAACUAACCGCAACCGCCUCUGUAAAGAGAACCCCAACGCUCUCUCUGAUGAGAUUGGCAGACUCGUGGCCUCUGAGUGGUGUGGCUUGACAGACGACGAAAAGAGGCCAUACAUCAAGCAAUAUGAGGAAGAUAGGGCACGAUUCGAAAGAGAGAAAGCCAAGCACAUCAUCGAAAUGGCCGAGUAUGAGGCAGAGAAAGCUAAGCAUGGCUAUAUCUCGGUCUGAGACUUUUGAAAACGAAGAAGAUAGAAACAGCUCGCUACAUCGAGUGGAUUCUCCUGAUUAAAGUCAGUUUUUGAAUUUCGUAGCAUUGCAGGUAGAUUCUAG
Messenger RNA from Linderina pennispora, 432 nucleotides. RefSeq names its product HMG-box. The coding region runs from base 1 to 330 and encodes 109 amino acids. The transcript has a single exon. The record is from RefSeq and is a predicted model, not a curated record. NCBI's taxonomy places the organism in Eukaryota, Fungi, Kickxellomycota, Kickxellomycetes, Kickxellales, Kickxellaceae.